AUGCACGUCCGAGCUGGAUUUGGCUGGCAUUUGUGCCUGUUAAAUGCGUGCGCUGCGCUUUCGCGCCGCGAAUUGCUGCUGCGCCCGCCUGCAGCCGCUGGCUUGAUCGCAUUGCAGCCACACGCUGCCGCAGCGGCAGCAAAAGCACCAAGUCCGCAGCGAUCAUCUGCGUUGGAUGCCGCAGGCUACGCUUACGCGCUCGUGCGCGCCGCGGACGGCGGUCAGGUCGUCACGCUUGAUCUCGAUCGCACUCAGAGAGUGCGCAGUGCGGUCUACCUCUACGAGACGCGGGCGCAGGCCGACGCCGUGCGGAAAGCCGUCAUGUCGGCGAGAGACAAAAAGGCAGCGCCGCUCGCUCUUGCGAAGGUCCCGCUGGGCGAGGCUGCGGCACUGGUCCUGGCGCCACCCGCGAAGCGCGAAGGCGUGCCGGGGUAUUUCUGCCACCGGCUGUUGGUCGAGCAGUCGCGGCUCGCGGCCGCGAGAAAAAUAACGGGCAUCAGCGACCUCGGCGACCGGUUCCUUCCCCUGUUUUAUGUGGACGACUGUGUGGAAAUCAAACAGUGCGUCGGGUGCACCUGGCUCGGUCAAGCGGCGAGGAACCGGCAUCGCCACGCCAUCGAGCAGGCGUCGCGUCGAUGGUGUGGAGGCCGACGCGACGAUUCAGCACGAACGCCCCGUAAAAUUUUGAUUCCCACACAGGUCGACGACGACACGGGUUCGCGCGAGGCUUCCGGAGGCGUGCAAGCCUUCUUCGACCCGAAGGCCGCAGAGCUCGUACGAAAGGAGGCCACGACCUGCAGCGAUCGGCGCGCGGCUGCCUGCCAGGCAUACGACGAGUCCGGAAGGAAGCGUGCGUUCACCGUUCGCGAGGCCGACGCGUUCGUCCUUCUCCGCAAAGGCGGCCUAGACGAGCUGGACCUCGUGCCUUCCACGACGAUGGCAGCGGACGGUUCGAAGAGCGAUGGCCUCGUUGCCCUCGACGACUCGGCGCCCCUCGAGGUCGUGCUCGAGCUCGAGUGCGACGUCGCGAACUCGAAUUGUGUGAUCUCUAAGAUAAAACGAUAG
Molecule: messenger RNA, 1065 nt
Organism: Pelagomonas calceolata
Lineage: Eukaryota; Pelagophyceae; Pelagomonadales; Pelagomonadaceae
Source: the annotation of a GenBank genome assembly